Molecule: messenger RNA, 606 nt
Organism: Chlorella variabilis
Lineage: Eukaryota; Viridiplantae; Chlorophyta; Trebouxiophyceae; Chlorellales; Chlorellaceae
Exons: 2
Coding region: 1-606 (201 amino acids)
Source: RefSeq, a predicted model, not a curated record
AUGCAGAUCGGGGAGCGACUGGCCCAGCUGCCAGGCCUGCCCCCGUCCCCCUCCUGCAUCGCCGACUGCCCGCUGCCGUGGAUCCAGUGCCCCACCUCCCAAGGCUCCGCAGCCUUCUGCUCCGGGCGCGGCUCCUGCCUGACGCCCACCGGCGCCUGCCUGUGCUUCGAGGGGUACGCGGGCGACGGCUGCCAGCGCUGCGCCUAUGGCUGGUCGCGCCACGCACCCAGCGGGCUGUGCGUCCGCAACAUGGCCGUCUCCAUUGCGCCCCUGACCGCCUCGGAGCCGGAGCCGCUGGUGCGGGCCAUGAGCGACAGCAGCGGCGCCAGCCCCUUCAUCGCCAACUUCUACGCCCGCACUGCGCCCACUCGCCUCACCGGGCGCCAGCUGCUGGCUGGGCCCACCGCCGGUGCUGCCACCGGCCAGCUGUCCUACCUGGCAGCCAGCGAGAUGCUGGCGGCAGAGGGCACGGAGCGCAUGGUGCUGUCCAUUCCCACCUGGCUCAUCGCUGGCGGCGUGGUGUGCGGCAUGGCGACGCUGAUUGUGGCAGCAGUCGCCCUGCUCAUCUCCUCGUUGGCAACGAGCUCGUCCGUCCUGCCGCUCUGA